AUGAACUACAAUCCAAAUGUUCAAGACGAUAAUGUUUGGGUGACAGCUUCAAGCUUUACUAUUUUUACUAUGACAGCAGGAUUCGGCUUAUUAGAAUCAGGACGGGUUUCUUCGAAGAACGAGGUAAACGUAAUGAUAAAAAACGUUGUCGACGUCAUUUUUGGAGGAUUAGCCUAUUGGAUGCUUGGGUAUGGUUUCACAUUUGGUCAGAAGUUAGCCAAUCCUUUCAUUGGCGUUGGUGAUUACUUUUUUGACCCGGAACGAGAAGAUGAGCUGUCCAUAGAGGAGCGUGGGACAUCAUAUGCGCUUUUUUUGUUUCAAAUGAGUUUUGCUACUACAACGUCGACCAUCGUAUCAGCCGGAAUGGCUGAACGAAUACAUCUUCGUUCGCAUUGCUUCGUGUCGUUCUUCAUCACUCUUGUGCAUUCAGUGGCUGGCCACUGGGUUUGGCAUCGAAGCGGAGUCUUCAGGGCGAUGGGUGUUGUCGAUUCAGCCGGUUGUAGUGCGGUCCAUCUGGUUGGUGGAGUGUCCGGCUUAGUGGCGACGUUGUAUUUGAAGCCGCGACAACACCGGUUCUACGAUCGUCACGCUCAACAGAUCAGCGAUCCCACGAAGGCCAUAAAUCAUGGUUCUGUUUCAGGAUUUUUGAUGAUUUGGUGGGGUUGGUUAGCAUUUAACACUGCUUCCAAUUACGCUGUAUCUCAGAAGCAAUGGACUGAAGGGUCACGAUCAGCUGUAGGUACAAUCAUGGCUUCCGCCGGAGGAGGGAUGGUUACUGUCCUAAUUUCACGAUGGACGACGAAAAAAAUUCAAGUGGACAUGCUCAUCGAUGGUUUGCUUGCGUCGCUGGUUUCGAGCACAGCUGGCUGCCUUUUCUUCACUCCUUGGCAAGCUACGGUAGUUGGAGGCAUUGGGUCGGCAUUGGCUCUCUUCGUAUAUCCAUUGUUGGAGAGAGCGAAGAUUGACGAUCCUGUCGGAGUGGUGCCGGUGCAUGUUGUCGGAUCUGUGUGGGGUAUGAUCAGUCCGGCGAUUUUUAUCUGUCGCGAAUUGAGUGCCAACGCAGACAAGAUCCUACAACAUUCUCCGAUCGGUCUUCGCCUUUCUCGUCUUGAUGAAGAGCUCGGUGCUGAUCUUAGAGAACACGGUCUAAGCGGUGUCAAUCUGAUGACGUACACUAUCGAAAAAAAACUCACUGCCCGUAACGUAGGCUUUCAGAGAAGGAAAAAGUAUCGGAGGGAAACUGAUAGAAAUUAA
Messenger RNA from Angiostrongylus costaricensis, 1254 nucleotides. The record is from the annotation of a GenBank genome assembly. Lineage: Eukaryota; Metazoa; Nematoda; Chromadorea; Rhabditida; Metastrongylidae.